Messenger RNA from Sesamum indicum (sesame), 2267 nucleotides. RefSeq lists its product as uncharacterized. Gene Ontology annotation, molecular function: beta-1,4-mannosylglycoprotein 4-beta-N-acetylglucosaminyltransferase activity. Lineage: Eukaryota; Viridiplantae; Streptophyta; Magnoliopsida; Lamiales; Pedaliaceae. The record is from RefSeq and is a predicted model, not a curated record. Gene Ontology annotation, biological process: N-acetylglucosamine metabolic process. Gene Ontology annotation, cellular component: membrane.
AGAGAAACGGCUUCCUUGUACUCAAAUCUUUUACAACUUGCCACCCAUUCACCAGUGAGGCUCCAACACACACAGAGCUUUUUGGUGUUUUUGUCUCUUGCAUAUUUCUUUUUUCUUUUUCUUUUUUUCUUUUUCUGAAUUUUUCAUUCCCUUUGUUUAUUUUCUUGAAAUUCUUUUUCUUUUGGGAGUACUGAAUAAUUUAGGGGGGGUUUGGGGAUUACAUUAGGGCUAUUUGCAACUCUUCUUUUCUCCUUUUGUGUUUCUUCUCUUGGCCAUCUGUCUGACCCCAGUUGCUUAAAGAUUUCAAAAUUGUGGAGAGAUCUCAUUUGGGUUUUAGUUCAAAUUUUGUGGGUUUACAUUAUCUGAUCUUGAGAUUGUAGUUAGAGGGAAGAGGGGUGGAGAGAGAUAUGUGUAGUGUAUCAAGAUUCUGUGAGAAGGUGUGUAUGAUGGCUGAAGGGGGAUCUCAUUAUUGUUCCAAGAAGACUGAUGAUAUAUGUGGUGAUGCUUGUGAUGAGGACUCCGGACGGACCUUGAGCAUGAAGAGAAUUAAAUGUAUACUGCGUGGGCUGGAUAUCAAAGCCUAUCUCUUUCUUUUCAUGUUGAUCCCGACAUGUCUCUUUGUUAUAUAUGUACAUGGGCAGAAGAUUACGUACUUUUUGCGGCCUUUAUGGGAAUCUCCUCCUAAGCCCUUCCAUGAAAUACCUCACUACUAUCACGAGAAUGUGUCGAUGGAGAAUCUGUGUAAACUUCAUGGUUGGGGAAUACGCGAAUAUCCUAGGCGUGUUUUUGAUGCGGUGUUGUUCAGCAAUGAGGUAGACAUCCUUAAGAUACGAUGGAAGGAGUUGUACCCGUAUGUGUCAGAGUUUGUCCUCCUCGAGUCCAAUUCAACAUUCACUGGGCUGCCGAAGCCUCUGGUAUUUUCUACAGUAAGGGAUCAAUUUAAAUUUCUUGAGCCACGAUUAACUUAUGGACAAGUUCCAGGGAGAUUUAGGAAAGGAGAGAACCCGUUUAUCGAGGAGGCAUAUCAGAGACUUGCAUUGGAUUAUCUCCUCAAACAAGCCGGUAUUCAGGACGACGACUUGUUGAUAAUGUCUGAUGUUGAUGAGAUUCCAAGUAGACAUACUAUUAAUCUCUUGAGGUGGUGUGAUGGCAUACCUCCGAUCCUCCAUCUUCGUUUAAGGAACUAUCUCUAUUCUUUUGAGUUUCUUGUUGACAAUAAUAGCUGGAGAGCUUCAGUUCACAUAUAUCAAGCUGGCAAGACGAGAUAUGCUCACUAUCGGCAGUCUGAUGAAAUUUUGGCUGAUGCAGGGUGGCACUGUAGCUUUUGCUUUCGACACAUCAGUGAAUUCAUAUUUAAGAUGAAAGCUUACAGCCAUGUUGAUCGGGUGAGGUUUUCUCAUUUUCUCAACCCUAAAAGGGUCCAGAGAGUAAUCUGCAAAGGUGCUGAUUUGUUUGAUAUGCUUCCGGAAGAGUACACUUUCAAGGAAAUAAUCGGGAAAAUGGGACCUAUUCCACACUCAUACUCAGCUGUUCAUCUUCCUGCUUAUCUUUUAGAGAAUGCCGAUGAAUUUAAAUUUCUGUUGCCCGGAAACUGCUUAAGAGAGAGCGGCUGAUACAAACUGCUGCAGUCUAUAUUACUUUUGUAUAGGGUUGAAGUCAGCUGUGGCUCCCAGUGAAGGGUUUCCAUUGACCAAUUGAUGACAAUGGUGUGUUGCUUCUAUAACCAUGCUACAUCUCCGGCGUAUUUAUAUCAUUCUUUUUUACGAGUGUUUGGGAAAAUUGGACACGUUCUUGGAUUUCUGUAGUGGGUUAUUGUAUAUAGUUUUUCUUAGAGUUGAUUUCCAUGCGAACGGAUAGCAUCCCUGUACUAAAUGGAGAGUUAGCCUUGACAGGAACGAGAUGGAAUGGGGCUGCUCGUUGCUUCUUUUUACCAACAUGAUAUUAUGUCCAUUACACCCCUGUUGAAACUCCAUUGUCGUUCCUGGGCUUUCUUCACGUUAGGAAAUUUUUGACGUUGGACUAAUCUAUUCAUAUGCUGCUUGUCAAUCAUGCUUUUAAAUUCCCCUUUUCGAUCUUCUGAAGCUACUGCUCUAUCAUCCCGACUCAACGAUACUUCAUAGCUAGCGGUCAAGCUAAGUAGCGUAACUCAGAUUUUUCUGUUUCAUAUGCUGUGGUUGUAAGUAGUUCAUGUUCCCUCUCUUGCUCUAUUCCACAUUGCAUCCUCAGGAACUCUCACAUACUUGCAAGCUGUCUUAAUUCUUACAUUA